AUGUAUUCCUCGAUCCAGACAGGUGGUAUAUUGCUUUCUGCUGAUAGGAACCUAUCAAGAACUCCUCUUGGUACAUUGUUCCGUUCUAGUGACAUCCAAGAGGAAGUUAAUCCGAUUGCUUUUGGUAUUAACAACCGUCAAGGUAGCAGCCAUAGGGGUUUCCGACAAAGAUCAGCACUAGAACCAACAGCAUUAGCAGAAGCAUCAGCAUUAGCACGAGCAGCAGCAGCAAUAGCAUACAAUCAGUGGUAUUUGAAGGCACACGUCAAGACUAUUGAUACUAUUCCUACGGUUACUUUGCCUCAACCUUUGGCUAAUGGCGAUGCUAAUCAUUUUGGAAACAAAGGCAAAGCUAAAACAACCAAAACAAACACCCAAACUAGCAGUGAUCAGUCUAAAUUAUCUGAUUCCUCUAACAACAAAUUUGGAAAACGGAAGUCAGCUGGUAACCAUGAUGAUUCGAAAGCUAAGAAGCAACAACACUUCUGCAAGUUCCAUAAACGUUAUGUUUUGCACACACUUCUGAUGAGUGUAAAACGAGGAACUCUGAUAAGCUGA
This is a messenger RNA of Hemisphaericaspora subhashii, 558 nucleotides long. RefSeq lists its product as uncharacterized. The record is from RefSeq and is a predicted model, not a curated record. Lineage: Eukaryota; Fungi; Ascomycota; Pichiomycetes; Serinales; Debaryomycetaceae. Bases 1 to 558 code for a protein of 185 amino acids. The transcript has 2 exons.